UUUCAUGGUGGCACUGGCAAGCGCAGACCUCGGCCUUGGCAUCUUCGUGGUCCCUUUCACGGUGCAGACGACACUGGAGGGCGUGUGGACGUACCCUGAUCGGGUGUGCCAGUAUGUAGGCUUCAUGUCCUCAACCUUCACCCUCUCAUCGAUCUUCCUGCUCAUGGACCUCAGCAUCGACAGAUACGUGUCCAUCGCCAAGCCCAUCGAGUACUACAGCGUAAUGACCAACCGUAAAUGCACAUUCAUGAUCAUGAAGUCUUGGCUAGCAGCCUCACUGUACUCUAUGGGACCGUUCUUGGGAUGGGGCCGUUUCGGUUACAGUUAUAAGAUGUAUAUCUGCACGCUUGACAUAUUCUCUAACACAUCAUUCGGCAUAGUUGUGUUCGUUCUGGUCAUCCCUCCGUUCAUUAUCAUGUUCAUUCUGAACAUCAAGAUUUUCAUCAUCGCGAGAAAUCAUGCCAAACAGCUUUACCAUAUCCGAGGUAGUCAGGGCCAGGUGACCAACCAUUACCCCAUCACUGCAAUCAAGGCAGCAAAAACCGUUGCUAUCGUCAUAGCGACGUUUGCUAUAUCGUGGAUCCCCAUGGUUACAGCAUACGCCUACAGCGUCUUUGCCAACCAUCGUCUAGCCCCAAACUUGUCAUUUUCCUUCAUGUAUCUCGCCGUCGCUAACAGUUUCUGGAAUUGUGUCAUCUAUUCGACCACAAAUUUGAAGUUUCGCCUAGGAGCUCGCAAGCUCGUUCUCAAAAUGAAGAACAGAAUGUUUCCCAGAUCUUCUUCCGUCCAAAACUUGAAGAUAGAACGUUCCAUCACCAUGUACUCUAUAUCGACCGUGUAGGUACAUUGUAAGAA
Molecule: messenger RNA, 855 nt
Organism: Branchiostoma floridae (Florida lancelet)
Lineage: Eukaryota; Metazoa; Chordata; Leptocardii; Amphioxiformes; Branchiostomatidae
Product: octopamine receptor 1-like
Exons: 1
Coding region: 5-841 (278 amino acids)
Biological process (GO): G protein-coupled receptor signaling pathway
Cellular component (GO): membrane
Molecular function (GO): G protein-coupled receptor activity
Source: RefSeq, a predicted model, not a curated record